AUGGCGAAAUCCAGGGUUGAGGGUUUUUCAUCGAUUGAUGAGGAUUUAAUUUGGGAAAUCUUGAUAUUUCUCCCUGUCAAAUCUCUGAUGAGAUUUAAAUGUGUAUGCAAGCUUUGGCUAUCUAUGAUCCAGAAUCCAUUUUUUGUCAGGGCUUAUAGGGGCGGUUUUAAAGGUCUCCUCCUUUCCAACCUUAGCCAUAUUUUAUCUUCCUCAAACGACACUAGUAUUGAGUUCUUUUACUUGAACUAUUUGGAGGGUGAUGUGCCAACAAACAUUAUACAUCACUAUAGUAUACCUACUGAAGGGAAAAUUAAGCCCACCAAGCUUGUGAAUGGCCUAAUCUGUCUCUACUCUGGCGAAAAUUCCUGGAUGUACAAUGUUGCUACUAGAGAAAAGAUGUCUCUGCCGGAUUCAGGGUAUGAUUACGAAGAAGUUUACCAUCUCGGUUUCGAUCCCUCCAACCGCGUCUACAAGUUACUUAAGACAGGGUUUUGCAGGAUUUUAACCAUAGGUGUAGAUUCGUCCUGGAGAAGCAUCAUCGAUCUGGCACCUAUGGUGGCAAGCGAUUUACGUUUGUUGUUGUUUGGACCAAAUGUGGAACUAGCAAAAUGGGAAUGCCUUCCUGAUUCUGGUCAGGUGAGAAUGCAGUUUUUCAAUCAUCAUAUUGGCAAUGGUAAACCAGCCGGAAAGGUCUCUUUAUCAGGAGGGACUUGGCGAGAGCAUGAAGUUAAUCCCCCUAUAGAGGAAGGUCCAAGAGAAAUGGCUGAAUUCUUUAAUCUUAAUCCUCUGGGUAUACUUCCCGAUGGAAAAGUAACCUUUCUUGAUGAUAUUGCCCACUUUUGGCAGUUUCCGGUGCCAUUCUAUUUAUACGAUAAAACCAAGAGGGAGCUCCAGAAGCGGUUUAUAUCGGACUGUCCUUCAUCCCCCAUCGCGCAAAAACGCAUUGUUGAAGUUACAGAGGAUGUCGUUCUCUGGUAUUAUGAGGAGAAUAUCUUACCAUUAAGCUGUCUAGGUCCUUGCUGA
Molecule: messenger RNA, 1023 nt
Organism: Oldenlandia corymbosa var. corymbosa
Lineage: Eukaryota; Viridiplantae; Streptophyta; Magnoliopsida; Gentianales; Rubiaceae
Source: the annotation of a GenBank genome assembly